Molecule: messenger RNA, 5145 nt
Organism: Oncorhynchus mykiss (rainbow trout)
Lineage: Eukaryota; Metazoa; Chordata; Actinopteri; Salmoniformes; Salmonidae
Product: cytosolic carboxypeptidase 1
Biological process (GO): protein side chain deglutamylation; C-terminal protein deglutamylation; proteolysis
Molecular function (GO): metallocarboxypeptidase activity; zinc ion binding
Source: RefSeq, a predicted model, not a curated record
AUCCGCGUUUACAGUAUGCGUUCAUUCUGAGAUGCUCGGUCGCAUAUUUUCGCGUCACAUCUCAAAACUAAAUUUGCAUUCUCGCGUUAUUCAUGGACCCUGGCAGUUCUUCUUGACAGUUCUCCAAACCAGUAGGGGGUUUGUACAUCGGGUCAUCGUUUCAGGCAACACACUUACAUCUAGGGAUUGCCUCGUCCUAAUGGGACAACACUAACUUUCCAUAUACCUAGUUGAUGUGAAAUGUUGACGUGUGUGAGAAAAAAUGAAUAAGCCCAAAAUGACCACUGAGAAAGGCGUUCCCAGUAACUCCAGGGUGCUGAUGUUGUUGGGCCAGCUGGAGAGGCUGAACAGGGAGGCCAUGCUGGCGGACGCUGAGAUUGGCAGGCAGAUCACUGCCAAAAUCCUCCACCUCAUCCAGACUCAGGAGAAGACACGGAAGGAGAUCAUGUCCAAGGGCUCCAGUGGCAUGGAGGUCAUCCUGGCAACCUUAGAGAACACACAGGAUCUGCAAACUAUCCUGAACAUUCUGUACAUUCUGAAUGAGCUGUUAACUGUGGGUGGGGGGCGCAGGGUUGGUGUGUUUGUGUCCAAGGGGGGCACAGGCAUCCUGCUGCAGCUGGUCCUCAGUGGCAGUAAAGAGUCUCCCCCCAGCGAGGAGCUCAUGCUGCAGCUCCACUCACUCCUGGCCAAGGUUGGACCAAAAGACAGGAAGUUUGGUGUGAAAGCCCGUCUGAACGGAGCUCUGAACGUCACUGUGAACCUGCUCAAACAGAACCUGCAGAACCACAAGCUGCUGCUGCCCUGCUUGCAGGUUCUACGGGUCUACUCCUCCAACUCUGUGAAUGCUGUGUCCCUGGGGAAGAAUGGAGUUCUGGAGCUCAUGUUCAAAAUCAUCGGACCCUACAGCAAAAAGAACACCAGUCUGCUGAAAGUAUCCCUGGACACACUGGGGGCCUUGCUCAAAUCCAAGACGAAUGCCCGGCGGGCGGUGGACCGGGCCCAUGUGCCCGUCCUGCUGUACAUCUACCAGGACUGGCACCGCAACGACACGCGCCACCGCCACAUGUUGAUCCGCAAGGGCGUCCUGGGCUGCCUGAAGAACAUCACCAACAUCAAGCUGGGCCGCAAGGCCUUCAUCGACGCAGACGGGAUGAGGAUCCUCUACAACACCUCUACUGAGUGCCUUCCAGUGAGGACUCUGGACCCUCUGAUCAACACCUCCAGCCUUAUCAUGAGGAAGUGCUUCCCCAAGAACCGCCUCCCUCUGCCCACCAUCAAGAGUGUCUUCCACCACCAGCUGCCUCACGUUCCGGCAGGAGGGCCCGUCGCUCAGCUCUACAACCAGCCCCUGGGGGUGGAUGACGUGGUGGACGAGAGCGACGAUAACGAUGACGUUGAGACCGAGAACGACACAGAGAACGAGGAGGAGGAUAAGGACCACCACGCCAGGAAUGACGACAUAGAAACGGACAUCAAUAAACUGCGACCCAAAGAGACCAAUAGCAGGCCGUUUGAGGAGCUGAAGAUCUAUGAGAGAUUCUUUCUGGAGCUCUCUGAGGAUUUCCAGAGAUUUAACUUUAAUAACCCAAAGAGCGGUGUAACAGCCACCCCGGCAGCUCCAAAGUCUCAACGCCCCAUCAUCGUUCCCACCGCCCAGGCCUUGCCCCCGAAAUACCCAACUGCCGCCCCCCUCCAGGAGGAGUGCCACCUGGCCAAAGGUGAACAACCCCACCCUGAAGCAUCUCCUCUGGCCCCAGCCCCCACCCCGGCCCCAGUCCAUACCCUGGACACCAUCAAUAUCACCAAGGAUCACGAUGGCUGCUGUGACCACAGCCAAGUCCGACCACAGCCAGGGCUAGAGCAGGAGCUUGUACAGGGGAUGGAGCGGGUGGCCCUGGAGGGGACUGGGCCUCAAGGCGGGGCAGGGGGUGGAGGAGGAGGGGUCAACAGGCACUAUAGGCAACCUCCCCUGCUGGCUGGGGGUGUGGCUGCCCGGCAAGGGGGCGGGGCAGAAGAGACGUUAGCAGAGGAGUGGGCAGAGGAGGAGGGAGGCGAGGGGGCGGUGCUGGAGGUGCCGGACACAGCGUUGCUCCUGCCGCUCCACGACCCUGACCUGUACGUGGAGAUGGUGAAGAGCACACGCUCUGUGCCACAGUACUCAGAGGUGGCCUACCCAGACUACUUUGGCCACGUUGCGCCCACCUUCCGAGAACACAUCCUGGAGAGGGUCUAUGGCGUGCAGAGUCCUCUGCCCCCCUACAGGACUAAGAUCUUCCAGGACAUUGAGAGGCUGAUCCACCCCAAUGACAUCCUUGAUAAAGUGGUCUACGACUUGGACAUACAGAGUUGCCCGGUGAUUGAUGACGGUGAAUCUCUGAAGUUCAACUCUCAGUUUGAGUCUGGCAACCUGAGGAAGGCUAUUCAAGCCAGAAAGUUUGAGUACGACUUGGUCCUAAACUCCGACAUCAACAGUAACCACUACCACCAGUGGUUCUACUUUGAGGUGAGCGGCAUGCGCGUGGGAGCCCCCUAUCGCUUCAACAUCAUCAACUGUGAAAAGUCCAACAGCCAGUUCAACUACGGUAUGCAGGUGCUGAUGUACUCUGUUCAGGAGGCCAUUAGUGGCAGGCCCCGUUGGGUUCGCACCGGAACGGACAUCUGUUACUACAAAAACCACUUCUCCAGGAGCUCGAUAGCGGCAGGCGGUCAGAAGGGGAAGUCCUACUACACAAUGACGUUCAGCAUGACCUUCAACCACAAGGACGACGUCUGCUACUUCGCUUACCAUUACCCCUACACCUACUCUACUCUGAAGAUGCACCUUCAGAAGCUGGAGGCGCUGCGGACCCCUCAGAUCUACAUGCGCCAGGACAUCCUGUGUGAGACUCUUGGUGGUAAUAGCUGCCCCCUCCUCACCAUCACCGCCAUGCCCGAGUCCACCAGCAACGACCAGAUCUGCCAGUUCAGGAACCGUCCUCUGGUGUUCCUGUCAUCGCGAGUGCACCCAGGGGAGACCAACGCCAGCUGGGUGAUGAAGGGCACCCUGGAGUUCCUGAUGGGUAGCAGCCCCCUGGCACACAGUCUCAGGGAGGCCUACAUCUUCAAGAUAGUCCCCAUGCUCAACCCUGACGGAGUGGUCAACGGAAAUCAUCGCUGCUCUCUGAGUGGGGAGGAUCUGAACCGACAGUGGCAGAGCCCCAGCCCUGAGCUGCAUCCUACCAUUUACCACACCAAGAGCCUGCUGCAGUACCUCGCCGCCAUCCAGAGGGCGCCACUGGUGUUCUGUGACUACCACGGUCACUCCCGGAAGAAGAACGUGUUCAUGUACGGUUGUAGUUUGAAGGAGACCGUAUGGCAGACCAACAUCAGCGCCACAUCCUGUGAGCUACACGAGGACCUUGGCUACAGGACUCUGCCUAAGAUCCUGUCCCAGACGGCGCCGGCCUUCAGCAUGGCCAGCUGCAGCUUUGUGGUGGAGCGCUCCAAGGAGGCCACGGCCCGUGUGGUGGUGUGGAGGGAGAUCGGAGUUCAGCGGAGCUACACCAUGGAGAGCACACUCUGUGGCUGUGACCAGGGCAAAUACAAGGGGCUCCAGAUAGGCACCAGGGAGCUGGAGGAGAUGGGAGCCCAGUUCUGUGUGGCUCUGCUCAGGCUGAAGAGACUGACCUCGCCCCUGGAGCUGCGGAACCACGCCCACCUUCUGGACGUGGAGAGUGACCUGAUCGAGACCCGUUGCAAAGUCUCCAGCAGCAGCCCGAGUACGUACGUGCUGGAGGACGAAGAGCACUCCUUCAUGGAGGAGGUGGACUACAGCGCAGAGAGUGGCGAUGAACCCGACAACGACCCCGACGCCGCAGACCCCCACGAUAACCGCCUCUCCGACUCCGAGUCCAACAACCACAGAGACUCACUCACCUAGCUCAAACUCCCUGACCACUACUUAACCACUCUUCACCCUGUCCCUUUUGUGACCCUAGCUCGAGGAAUUUCUCCUGACCAUGUUGUGACCUACCUACAAAAAACUCAGGGCUAGGAGCCAAAGUUUUUUUCUCCCCCUGGUCAGGACAAGUGUUCAGGAAAAACUCCUGUCUCUACAGCAUAGUCCAAGCCACAAACUCUUGUUGCCUCCUAGAUGAAACAGACCUUAAUUUCCUUCCCCUCCUACCCCCGCCUCCCAGAUAUCCCCCAUUUUGCUCUGACCUCACUCCUCCCCCCCUGGCCUUGGUGCAUUAUGGAUAUCACAUCCAUACUUAUCUGCCUUGCAUAUCUCAAACAGAUAUAGAUAGAAUGGUCAGAAGUGUUGUACAACGAAUAGACACAUUAGACAAAUAAUAUACGUUAACACAAUGGUUUUGGUGCAAUGUCCCCAUUUGUCAUGAAAACGACACAGGUGUUACACACAGAGAAUCUAUAAAUCUCUAUUUACAUAAUGUGUGUCUAUAUGUAAUUAUAUCGUUACACACAAGUUGAAACGGAAUGUACACCUUGGUCGUAUUUACACAAAGACUGCAGUACUACCCAAUGACCAACUAGUAACCGUAACGCACAAUAAGCAUAACCAGGAAGUUAGCAAGCCAAGUAGAACCAUUUGCACAUGUAGCAAAUCCACAUACAUACGCAUGAACCCCGAGGUACAGGAGAGAACAAUCCUCAGCUAAAAGGUCAGAAAGCCGAUGUUGUGUAUCUAUGUUGCGGUGCUGAGAAGGACAUGUAUUUCUCCAGUCUGUCUGUAAGCUUAGUUGGUUUGCCCGUACACUGCAACAAUACUCCCAUUUUUAGAAAGGUUGCUGCUGUUUGAGAGAAGCAUAAGAUAUUUGUUUGUGUUUUUUUUCUCCUAGAUGUAGGUAUUACAUUUCGGUUGCGUAUGUACAGUCAGCGCAUGGCUAUUUUAAUGUUAUUUUUGUAAUUUAUUUAGUUAUUUUAUUUGUGAGAUGUGGCCCCCCCCGUAUGUAUAUGAGGAAGUAUGUGUGUGUGUGUUUUUGCUAGAUGGAAAUGCUAGUCUACCAUAGAGCAGCCAAACGCUCAAGGCGUUUGUGAGAGUAGUAAAAAAGCAACCUGGGCGAAACCUUUUUAAUUGGAUUGUAACACACAUAAGUUGAAGCUUGCUAUGAAAUCAUGGGAAAUAAACGUGAAUGUGAAAAUGUC